CCCACAGAGACCGAGCGCCUCCUGACCCCCGGCCCUGGGUAUGGGACCCAGGCGGGGGCCUCGCCGGCCCCUCUGACCCCUCCGGAGGAGGAAGACCUCCGCCGCCGGCUCAAGUACUUCUUCAUGAGUCCCUGUGAUAAAUUUCGGGCCAAGGGUCGCAAGCCCUUCAAGUUGAUGCUGCAAGUGGUGAAGAUCCUGGUAGUCACUGUGCAGCUCAUCCUGUUCGGGCUCAGCAACCAGCUGGCAGUGACCUUCCGGGAGGAGAACACGGUCGCCUUCCGACACCUCUUCCUGCUGGGCUACUCCGACGGGGCGGAUGACACCUUCGCAGCCUACACGCGGGAGCAGCUCUACCAGGCCAUCUUCUACGCCGUGGACCAGUACCUGCUGCUCCCUGAUGUGUCCCUGGGCCGGUAUGCCUACGUGAGGGGUGGGGGCGGCCCCGGGGCCAACAGCUCAGCCCUGGCUCUCUGCCAGCGGUACUACCACCGGGGCCACGUGGACCCGGCCAACGACACCUUUGACAUCGACCCGAUGGUCGUCACCGACUGCAUCUGGGUGGACCCCCCCGAGAGACCCCCACCACCCCCCAGCGAUGAUCUCAUUCUCUCUGACAGCAGCAGCAGUGCCAGUUACAAGAACCUCACGCUCAAAUUCCACAAGCUGAUCAACGUCACCAUCCACUUCCAGCUGAAGACCAUCAACCUGCAGAGCCUGAUCAACAAUGAGAUCCCAGACUGCUAUACCUUCACCGUCUUGAUCACGUUUGAUAAUAAGGCGCACAGUGGGCGUGUCCCCAUCAGCCUGGAGACCCAGGCCGACAUCCAGGAGUGUAAGCACCCCAGUGUCUUCAGACACGGAGACAACAGCUUCCGGCUCCUGUUUGACGUGGUCGUGAUCCUCAUCUGCGCCCUCUCCUUCCUGCUGUGUGCCCGCUCGCUGCUCCGAGGCUUCCUGCUGCAGAAUGAAUUUGUCGGGUUCAUGUGGCGGCGGCGGGGACGGGUCAUCAGCCUGUGGGAACGGCUGGAAUUUGUCAACGGCUGGUACAUCCUGCUGGUCACCAGUGAUGUGCUCACCAUCUCGGGCACCAUCAUGAAGAUCGGCAUCGAAGCCAAGAACCUGGCGAGCUACGACGUUUGCAGCAUCCUCCUGGGCACCUCGACGCUGCUCGUCUGGGUCGGGGUGAUCCGCUAUCUGACCUUCUUCCAUAAGUACAACAUCCUCAUCGCCACGCUGCGGGUGGCCCUGCCCAGCGUCAUGCGCUUCUGCUGCUGUGUGGCUGUCAUCUACCUGGGCUAUUGCUUCUGCGGCUGGAUCGUGUUGGGGCCUUACCACGUGAAGUUCCGCUCGCUGUCCAUGGUGUCGGAGUGCCUGUUCUCGCUCAUCAACGGGGACGACAUGUUCGUGACCUUCGCGGCCAUGCAGGCGCAGCAGGGCCGCAGCAGCCUCGUCUGGCUCUUCUCCCAGCUCUACCUCUACUCCUUCAUCAGCCUCUUCAUCUACAUGGUGCUGAGCCUCUUCAUCGCGCUCAUCACCGGCGCCUACGACACCAUCAAGCACCCAGGCGGUGCGGGCACAGAGGUGAGCGAGCUCCAGGCCUACAUCGCGCAGUGCCAGGACAGCCCCACCUCUGGCAAGUUCCGCCGAGGGAGCGGCUCAGCCUGCAGCCUCUUGUGCUGCUGUGGCAGGGAGGCCUCGGAGGAGCAUUCGCUGCUGGUGAAUUGACCCGGACCACAACUGCCACUGGACAUUAGCCCCUGGACUUCGGAGACCCAUGCUUAUUUAUUUUUAGGGUUUGCUUUUAAGGACCGGCUCCGUGCAAAGCCCUGUGAGGGCCUGGACCAGUCGGGUCGGACAUGAGGUGGGCGGGUGUUAAAUAAACGGGAAAAGAAACUUGUUGUUUUCA
This is a messenger RNA of Ceratotherium simum simum (southern white rhinoceros), 1906 nucleotides long. RefSeq names its product mucolipin TRP cation channel 1 (gene MCOLN1). Gene Ontology annotation, molecular function: NAADP-sensitive calcium-release channel activity. The record is from RefSeq and is a predicted model, not a curated record. Gene Ontology annotation, cellular component: lysosomal membrane; plasma membrane. NCBI's taxonomy places the organism in Eukaryota, Metazoa, Chordata, Mammalia, Perissodactyla, Rhinocerotidae.